GGUGAUAAAAUCGUAAUGCCGCCCUCAGCCCUCGACCGCCUAGUGUCAAAUUUACAGGUCGAUUACCCCAUGUUGUUUGAACUCAGCAAUCCUGGUGAUUCUGGACGAAUCGCUCACUGUGGGGUGUCGGAAUUUAUCGCUGAUGAGGGCCAAAUGUAUUUACCAUACUGGAUGAUGAAGAAGCUGCUUUUACAAGAAGGCGAUAUUGUUCGGGUGAAAAACAACAGCCUUGUGAAGGGAACAUACAUGAAGUUGCAGCCUCACACCAUGAAUUUUCUUGACAUAUCAGACCUGAAAGCUGUUUUGGAGACUGCUUUGAGGAGAUACUCGUGUUUAGCCACUGGUGACAUUAUCAUGGUUCCUUAUAACAAUAAGGAGUACUACAUUGAUGUAAUCGAAACAAAGCCUUCCCCUGCAAUCUGUAUAAUUGAUACCAACUGCGAGGUUGAUUUUGCCCCUCCCCUUGAUUAUGUGGAGCCUCAAAAGCCAGCAAUGCCAUCUACUCAGUCUAAGAAGAGACCAAGAGAAGCCGAAAAGGAAGAAGAACCACCUGAGAAGAUUCCGAAAUUCAGCCCCUUUACUGGUUCAGUAAGAAGAUUGGAUGGAAAACCGGCAUUGGACCAACCAGUUGCACCGGUUUCCUCUCCCGGCAUUCUCAAGCAGAGCCAACUGGAGAGUGAGACUGGAACCAAGGGCUCUAUGUUAUCAACUUCUGCAUCAGCGCAUCGACCUAAUGGAAAGCUUGUGUUUGGUACAAAUGGUUUAAGUGCCAACCAUCCCACGAAUGAAACCCCAAAAUUUGUCCCACAGAAGAGCAGCCAAGAGCAGUCUCAGAAGGCCGAAAAGCCAAAGUUGCAAGCAUUCACAGGAAAGAAGUAUACACUGCAAGGAUGA
Pyrus x bretschneideri (Chinese white pear) is the source of this 894-nucleotide messenger RNA. RefSeq names its product ubiquitin fusion degradation protein 1 homolog. Gene Ontology annotation, molecular function: polyubiquitin modification-dependent protein binding. Lineage: Eukaryota; Viridiplantae; Streptophyta; Magnoliopsida; Rosales; Rosaceae. The record is from RefSeq and is a predicted model, not a curated record. Gene Ontology annotation, cellular component: VCP-NPL4-UFD1 AAA ATPase complex. The transcript has a single exon. The coding region runs from base 16 to 894 and encodes 292 amino acids.